Spea bombifrons (plains spadefoot toad) is the source of this 562-nucleotide messenger RNA. RefSeq names its product ribosomal protein S15 (gene RPS15). Gene Ontology annotation, cellular component: ribosome; cytosolic small ribosomal subunit. Gene Ontology annotation, molecular function: RNA binding; structural constituent of ribosome. The transcript is spliced from 4 exons. The record is from RefSeq and is a predicted model, not a curated record. Lineage: Eukaryota; Metazoa; Chordata; Amphibia; Anura; Pelobatidae. Gene Ontology annotation, biological process: translation; ribosomal small subunit assembly. Bases 88 to 525 code for a protein of 145 amino acids.
GUCCGAUACCACCGGAAGUUUCCGGUCUCUCGCGAUAACUGCGUGCGGAGGAGCGAGAUCUGUCUUUUCCUCAAAGAUACUGGCAAGAUGGCGGACGUCGAGCAGAAAAAGAAGAGGACCUUCAGGAAAUUCACCUACAGAGGGGUAGACCUCGACCAGCUGCUGGAUAUGUCCUAUGAGCAGAUCAUGCAGCUGUACUGUGCCCGCCAACGCCGGCGUCUAAACAGGGGUCUCCGACGCAAGCAGAACUCUCUUCUGAAGCGUCUGAGAAAGGCUAAGAAAGAAGCCCCACCUAUGGAGAAACCUGAAGUCAUCAAAACCCACUUGAGGGAUAUGAUUAUUCUACCUGAGAUGGUUGGAAGCAUGGUUGGCGUGUACAACGGCAAAGCCUUCAAUCAGGUUGAAAUAAAGCCUGAGAUGAUUGGUCAUUACCUGGGAGAGUUUUCCAUCACAUACAAGCCUGUAAAACACGGCAGACCGGGUAUUGGUGCCACCCAUUCUUCUCGGUUUAUCCCACUGAAGUAAUCUGUUAAAGAUGUAAAUAAAGGAAGUUUUCCAGCUC